UUAAAAUCACCCAUCACAUGUCUACCCACUCAAAAUACCCUUAUUUAUAAACCAUUCCAGCAACGCCAACAAAACAACCAGUAGUUAACUUCUUGAUAUGCACACUCCCACUCCCUCAAAACGCCAUGAGAAAAAGACGAAAAACAACCCAUAAACCCCACACUCACUUCUUUCUCCUAAACAAACAAAAAAACAUAACAAUACAUAGAUAGAACUAAACCAAAAACCAAAUUUCAGAAAAUAGCCCCACCAUUACCACACACAUCUACAGCUUGCAGAACAAGUUCAUAUCAAAAGGGAGAAAAUGUGCUACGUGGGAAAAGCAACAAAGAUCUUCAUCUUCAUCGUCUCGGCGCUCGUUGUUACUGGUCUGAUCAUAGGAUUCGGUCUCUCGCGACACCGACACAGCAAUAACAACAACAACAAAUGCUCCGAUGAAUCUUGCGGUACUUUCCCAACACCGAAUUUCAAUUUACCUACUCCUCCUUUUACACCAGGCAACCCCAUUUCUAUACCUGCUCCUCCGGUACAAUCAGAAUCUCCGCCAGUAACAAAUCCAACUCCUCCUCCUCCGCCGCCUGACUCCUCCACCUCCAGCUCCAACUCUCCUCCUCCUCCUCCGCCUGACUCUAACCCGAACUCUCCUCCUCCACCAUCAAUUCAGUCUCCGCCGUCUCCUCCGCCGACUGUAGCAGAGCCGCCGACGGGAAGUACGCCGGGAUCGGCGUUAGUGAGUCCGGGUCCUGUACAUGCUAUUUUCUAGGUUAGUUGAUUGGCAUUUUGAUUUUUUCGAUCAAUGAAGAAAGGGGAAAAUUGGUUGGUGGUUGUGGAUUUGGAUCUGAUAGCUUUUUUUUACUACUUUUUAUUUUUGUUUAUUUACUGAGGUGAUGAUGUUUUUGAUUUGAGGAUUGGGGCAUGGGGUGAGCAUCUUUGUGAGCUGGCCUUGUGUAAAUUUACUGAGUUGUCCCUACCACUUUAAUUUAAUAAUGACUCUUUGCUUAAA
Vicia villosa (hairy vetch) is the source of this 1003-nucleotide messenger RNA. RefSeq lists its product as uncharacterized. Bases 305 to 763 code for a protein of 152 amino acids. NCBI's taxonomy places the organism in Eukaryota, Viridiplantae, Streptophyta, Magnoliopsida, Fabales, Fabaceae. The record is from RefSeq and is a predicted model, not a curated record. The transcript has a single exon.